UUGUGACUAAUCGUUCUCGCUGCAGAUAGUUUGGAAAUGAUUCCCUGUCACCUCCCACAUUGAUGUGCAGCAACACUUUUCUCUAAUGCCAUAGCUGAUGUAUUCUCCCCUUGACGUUGUGUUAACGCAAACGUGGAUGCAGCCUUUAUUGUGAAAAGCGUGACCGAAAGUGACCGUUUCCGGUACCGCAGGCUGUCUUGACGCGGUUCUGCUGGAGUCUGUCUCGGUCCGGUCCGGUCCGGUCCGUGGACGAGACGACCGUCUCAACCCUGCUGCCCCCCCGGACGGAACAUGAGGCUCAGCCCGGACCCGGACCCGCGUCCAGCCCCGCUGCGUGUUCCGCUCCGCACAGACGUGAUGACGGCGGCGCAGGUCCCUGCCUGAACGGAGGUCCAGGUUCUGGUUGGGUUCUGGUUGGGUUCUGAGUGGGCUCGGCUCGGCCCGGCGGCACCAUGUCGGCGGACGGAGGCGACACGAUCCGGAGCCGCAUCAAGAACCUGCUGCGGUCUCCGUCCAUCAAGCUGAGACGCGGCGGCGCCGCCCGGGGCAAACACGACCUGAGCGGGAAGGUGACGCUGGAGAAGGUUCUUGGGAUCACAGCUCCUGGGAACCGAGCGCUGGCCUGCGACCCUCGAAGCGGCCUGCUGGCCUACCCUGCAGGGUGUGUCGUCGUCCUGCUGAAUCCUCGGAAGAACAAGCAGAAUCACAUCUUCAACACUACCAGGAAGGCGAUCACCACAUUGGCAUUUUCUCCAGAUGGGAAGUAUGUUGUUACAGGAGAGAGUGGUCAUAUGCCGGCAGUUCGGGUCUGGGAGGUGUCGGAUCGUGUUCAGGUGGCAGAACUGCAGGAACAUAAAUACGGAAUUGCCUGUGUAGCGUUUUCUCCCAACGGAAAAUACAUCGUCAGUGUGGGCUACCAACACGACAUGAUGGUGAAUGUAUGGAACUGGAAGAAAAACAUCGUGGUUGCAGCCAACAAGGUCUCCAGUAAGGUGACGGCCGUGUCCUUCUCAGACGACAGCUCUUACUUCGUCACAGCUGGCAACCGCCACGUGAAGUUCUGGUACCUGGACCACACCAAGACCUCCAAGGUGAACGCCACCGUCCCCCUACUGGGCCGUUCAGGGCUGCUUGGAGAACUCAGGAACAACUUUUUUACCGAUGUGGCGUGUGGGCGGGGCCGGCAGUCCUCCUCCACCUUCUGCAUCACCUCCUCCGGUCUGCUGUGUGAGUUCAAUGACCGCAGACUUCUGGACAAGUGGGUGGAGCUACGGAGAUUCGAUUGUGCCUCUUCGUCCCAGGCCACCUGUCUGUCCGUCACGGAGGAGUUCAUCUUCUGCGGUUGUUCUGAUGGGACGGUUCGAGCCUUCAGCCCCGGUAACCUGCAUUUCCUGUGUACUCUGCCCCGCCCCCACUGCCUGGGAACUGAUGUUUCCAGCAUGGUCGACGCCAGUCAACUUUUCUCCUGUAGGCCAGAGUCUCGUUACCCAGACACGGUGGCAGUGACCUACGAUUCGACCAAUCACUGGCUGUCAUGCGUGUACAAUGAUCACAGCGUUUAUGUGUGGGACGUCAGAGACCUCCGGCGAGCGGGGAAGCUCUACUCAGCCCUCCACCACUCCUCCUGUGUGUGGAGCGUUGAGGUGUACACAGACAUGGUGGGAGGAAAUGAGGUUCACUUACCCCCCGGAUCCUUUCUGUCCUGUUCCUCUGACAACACUAUCCGACUGUGGAGCACCGACGGAAACAACGUCCUCCUCAAGAACAUCCUGAGCCAUGACCUGCAGAAGGUUAUUUACGUGGACAAUAGCAUCACCGGCCUCCUGGACCCGGACAACAUCACCGUCGCCACUGGUAACACGGAGAAGGCAGGGCCGUCAGGGCUGGAGGGGCAGCAGUCGGAGCAGAUCAAGCUGGGCAUCAGGUCCCUGAGGGUCAGUCCAGAUGGACAGCACCUGGCUUCUGGGGACCGCAUGGGAGUCCUCAGGAUCCAUGAUCUGGAGAGCAUGACGGAGAUCUUGAAUGUUCAGGCUCACGAUUCCGAGAUCCUCUGUCUGGAGUUCUCCAAACCAGAUACAGGGUUCCAGUUGUUAGCCACGGCCAGCCGGGACCGGCUGAUUCAUGUCCUGGAUGCGGGCCAAGACUACAGUCUGGUCCAGACUCUGGACGAGCACUCAUCCUCCAUCACAGCCAUCAGAUUUGCCGCCAAUGAGGGGAAAGUACGGCUGAUCAGCUGUGGAGCUGACAAGAGUGUCUACUUCCGAACGGCUCAACAGACGGGGGACGGUCUGGAGUUCACUCGGACGCACCACGCUGUCAGGAAGUCCACAUUGUAUGACAUGGAUGUGGAACCAACCAGGAAGUACGCGGCGGUGGGCUGUCAGGACCGAAACAUCAGGAUCUUCAACAUCAGCAAUGGCAAACAGAAGAAAGUAUAUAAAGGCUCCCAGGGAGAGGACGGCACCGUCAUCAAGGUGCAGAUUGACCCAUCAGGACUCUACAUCGCCACCUCCUGCUCAGACAAGAACAUCAGCAUAUUUGACUUCUUUUCUGGAGAAUGUGUGGCCACCAUGUUUGGACACUCAGAGAUCGUAACGGGUCUGAAGUUCAGCAGCGACUGCAGACAUCUUAUCACCGUGUCUGGAGACAGCUGCAUAUUUGUGUGGCGUCUGAGUCCAGAGCUGACCAUCAGGAUGAGGCAGCGUCUCGCUGACCUCCAACCCCCCGGCAGCCGUCCAAACUCCCAAAAUGCUCGACAGCAGAAAGCUAUGAAGCUCAGCAAGGACAUGCCAAGGCCCUGUGUCGUCACUCUGUCAUCCGACAGUGACGUAGAGGAGGAGGAGGAACGAGGGGAGGCGGAGCCUGCCUGCCCUUCUACGGUCCGUACUGCAAGUCUAAAGGAGGAGAAGCCAGAAGUGCGUGAAAGGACGUCCAGCCGAGGUGUGAUGAAGCAGGGUGCUCAACUCCCUCGACGGCGCUGGUCCAGGAGGAAGACCAGCACCAACGACGGCCUGACGGUGAAAUCCAUGCUGGAUCUCAGACUGCUGGACUCGUACAGUAAGGAGGAGCAGGAGGUGGAGUCACUCCUUCACACCGAGGACCACUUCAGUCUGAGGAGGAGGAGUCAUCGGGUGGAGCCUGGGCUUCAAAGAGCCAAUGAGGCCAUGCAGAGUACAUCCAGCCUGCAAGUUACUUCUGCAUGGAUGGAGGACGACUCAAAGACCAGUCAGCGGCCAGACUUCAUCCUGCUGUCCGGUCAGAGCCCGGGCAGACCGGAGCCGGUGCUGUUUCCUGAUAACUGGGAGGACAGAGUGAGCCUGGCGGGCAGUGAGUUCCAGGUGAAGGAGGUGUGUCCUGCUGGUGCAGCUGGACGACAGGACAAACCCAGUCCAGACAGCGGCUGCUCUCUGGGCUUUACCUCCGUACUGUCCAGUCCAGAGAGACCAGCAGGAGAUGACACUGAACCUCUGAGUGUGGAGGGAAACUUCUCUGAGCUGGAAAUGGAGGAGGAGGAAGUGGAGGGAGGACAAGGUGAAGUGGCAGGACCUCAGCCCGUCCCUCCGACCCCCGACCAGGAGGCUUUUCUCAAGGAGCACUUUGUGACCCUGGCCGACCCGUCUGCUUCAGGAAGUCCAAGUAGAGCUUCUCACAGCUCAAGUGAGAGUCUCAGCAUCUCCUCAAAGUUUCUCCAGAGCUCUUCUUCAAGCCGGACCGUGCUUCCUCUCCCGACCCGGACCUCUGAGUCUAGCGGAGGGGAUGUCAAGGCCCGGCCUUUGGUUUCUGAGGUCCGGCCCCUCAUGGAUGCGAACCAGAGCAGGACCCAGGACAGGAGGACAUUAAGGAACCAGGACCGGAGCUCCUCAGUUCAAGACCAACCACCCACUCAGAAUGGGACCAGCAAGGACCAAUCUCUUCACAUCCAGAACCUAAACCUGCAGGAUCCACAGCAGCUCCAGCAGGUGGAGGGGCAGGAAGCCUCUUCAGGCCACGCAGCCGCUCAGCCCUCCACGCUGAAGAAGAAGGUCCAGACUGUGGUGGACCCCAAGAGGAACGUGGGCGUGGCGGUCCGGGCGAUGAACCCUGGACUCCAGAAGGCCCGGUCUGUCCACAGCCUGCUGGCCGAGACAGGUGACUCCUCUGACCCCCCACCAACCCCUCGACCUUCUAAAGAGGUCUCUCCUCAGCGUCCCACAACCCUCCCCUCCUCCCCCAGACGCCCCGUCUCCACAGCCCUGCCUGCUCAGAAACCUGGCCCCGUCUCCCCGCGCUCCCCCCAGCAGGAGACUGCUGCUGCCACAUUCAGGAAGUCUUCGUCAACAUUCCUGUCGGCCUCGACGUCACGCUCCUACAUGAGUCCCACUGCCAGCUCCAUGGCCAAGAUCUCCCGCUCCGUCUCCAUGGGUGACAGCCUCAACAUCGCUGAAGCUACUGAGGACCGCUCUGGGCCGUCCCUGUUGUCAGCGGAAACCGCUUCCUCUCAGGUCAAAGAGACUCCACCUCCUCUCGUUGCCGUGGUGCACUCCACUGCAGCUCAGGCCACGCCCCCCCACGCAGCCGUAGUUCCCGUUGUUGUGUCAUCGUCAUCCCUGUCUCUGUCUAUGGGUAACCAAGGUAACCGGGCCGCCCCACCAUGUCGCAGCCUCCAAGCCCGGAUCCCUGGCAGCAGCAGGCCGCUUCCGGAUAAACCCUCGCUCGAGUGCUUCUCACCUUCCUCCAAAUCCAGCACGUCCUCCUCCUCCCCCUUGCCUGCCCCCCAGCAGGAGGAGGAGGAGCCUCAGAGUCCUGUGGAAGGAAGUUCAGAAGACACAGAAGAACCAGAUCAGCCAGUCAGUCUGGAGACCUGCAGAGCUCUGGCCAAUGAGCUGCAGAGCUGCUUCAAACGAGCAACACACCUGUACAGGAGGGUGAGCGGCUCUUCCCUGCAGGACUCGGCCCCAAACCAAUGUCAGAUGUCUCUCCUUCUGUCAGAGGCUUUCCAGAACAUGAGGGCAGAGCUGGACUCUCUGCCGAUCAGCUCGUCGAGCACGCUGGGAGUGGAAGGAGGUCUGGGGGGCAUGGGGGAGGUAAAGACGGCGGCUCUGCUGGAGGAGUACUCCUUGUUGCUGCUGCAGGCUGUCCACAGGAAGGUCAACACCUCCUCCUGAGCUGCCUCCUCUCCGACAGGUGUGGAGGUGACGCACAGAUUCUUCCUUUUGGCAUCCUGUCGUCUUCUUUUACCUCCCGAGGCAUCCGGUUUAGUCUUCCUCCUCUCAGACCUUUUUCUUCUUUCUCAUAUGAAGCUAAACGAUGUCUGUGUGUUUCGAUGUCUUGGCCACCGGUUAAAGUGCUCUGCGGGUCGGCCGAUGGUGACGACCCUUAAUAAGAAUCAGGGAUUUUGAUGCAAGCAAACAUCUAUAUAUGCAGGAUAGCAGCCCUAGAGGACUGGAGUCCCACACCUGAGCACUAAGCCAUUAAAACAAGACACGGACAAACACCGUGGACCACAUGUGGACCAGACAAGCUGGGAAUCCAACGAGUGAACGCCCCUCUCCUGAGCCCCCCACCAGACUCUGAGAGGAGUUUUAAAGACGCUGAAACUCCUGACCAUUUCUCAUUUGUCAUUCCUUGGAGUUCCCCGUCUCUGCAAUUCCGUUAGUCUUACAGAUUUAUUGGUUGGUUUCUUGUUGACUGUUGGGAAGAGCAAAGAGCAAUACAAGACUUUCUGAACAAACUUGACAUUCAUUUCUUUAUGUGAAUUUUCUUCCACUUGAAUGUCACCAGUUGAACGUGACUCCCUGGUUCUGCUGAUAUCUGAGCGGAUCCGUUAACACUUUUAUAUUUAUUGUGAUGAGCUGUUACACUACUGAGCAGGGACCUUGUCACCUGAAAAUGACUUGUGUUUUUAAAGUCGGAAGUCUUAAUUUCAACCAGCAUGCACAUUUUGUAACCUUUUAUUGAGAGUUUGUUAGUUAAAUCCGAGAAACGUUGUUUAAACUUUGAACAAGAAGAUGUAAAAUUUCCAUUGGGAAAAUUUUUGUCACAUGAAAUAAAAGUUUGUACUUUAAUUUCACU
Molecule: messenger RNA, 6051 nt
Organism: Cololabis saira (Pacific saury)
Lineage: Eukaryota; Metazoa; Chordata; Actinopteri; Beloniformes; Belonidae
Gene: mapkbp1
Product: mitogen-activated protein kinase binding protein 1
Exons: 32
Coding region: 453-5144 (1563 amino acids)
Molecular function (GO): protein binding
Source: RefSeq, a predicted model, not a curated record